Messenger RNA from Nymphaea colorata (pocket water lily), 696 nucleotides. RefSeq names its product agamous-like MADS-box protein AGL80. Gene Ontology annotation, molecular function: protein dimerization activity; DNA-binding transcription factor activity, RNA polymerase II-specific; RNA polymerase II cis-regulatory region sequence-specific DNA binding. The coding region runs from base 1 to 696 and encodes 231 amino acids. NCBI's taxonomy places the organism in Eukaryota, Viridiplantae, Streptophyta, Magnoliopsida, Nymphaeales, Nymphaeaceae. The record is from RefSeq and is a predicted model, not a curated record. Gene Ontology annotation, biological process: positive regulation of transcription by RNA polymerase II. The transcript has a single exon.
AUGGCGAGGAAGAAGUUGAACUUGAACUAUAUCGCCAAGGACUCCAUUAGGCGAAUGACAUUCAAGAAAAGAAAGAGGGGAUUGCUGAAGAAUGCUUAUGAGCUCAGCACCCUCUGCGAUGUAACCAUGUGUGUCAUUGUCUAUGGACAGAAUAAGAACAAACCGAAGAUAUGGCCACAGAAGCGCUCGCAAGUCUUACAAAUCAUUGACAAGUUCAAGGAGUUGCCUGAGACUGAGAAAAUCAAAAACAUGUUGAAUCAAGAGAGCUUUCUCAGGCAAAGAGUAUCCAAGUCCGCCAAGGAGCUCGCUGAGCUAUCCAAGGAGAACAAGGAGGUGGACUUGAGACAUACAUUAUUGGAUGGCAUGGCCAAGAGGAGCAUUCUGAUUGGUGCCGGCAUCGAGGAGGUUCGCGCCUUAGCAAGCAUGGUGGAGGCCAAGUACUCCAUGGUGAAAGCAAGGUAUGAGCUAUUGAAGCCUCAGCCUUUGGAAAGACCACCACCAUCUACAGUGUUGGCUCCGUUGUCAAUGCCGACGAAUGCGAUGGCAGAAUGGGAUCAGUCGAGACUGACAUUUACGAUUCCAAUGCAAGGAGAGCAGUCCGUUGAAGAUCUCCUAAACUCUAUCGACUGCUAUCCUAUGGAGUGGCUAUAUGCUGAUCCCAACCAAUUGAACAACCCUCAUGACUCUCUGGGAUGA